Molecule: messenger RNA, 606 nt
Organism: Liolophura sinensis
Lineage: Eukaryota; Metazoa; Mollusca; Polyplacophora; Chitonida; Chitonidae
Product: sarcoplasmic calcium-binding protein-like
Exons: 1
Coding region: 1-606 (201 amino acids)
Molecular function (GO): calcium ion binding
Source: RefSeq, a predicted model, not a curated record
AUGGCAUCUCUCUCAGAGCAUCUCAGUCAGAAGUGGCGGAAAUUCUUUCAGUUUUUUGACAUAAACAAAGACGGUCGUUGGACUCGGGACGACUUUGAAAAAUUUGCCGACAGAUUGGUGAUUCAGGCAGACAGCAUGCUGACAGAGAUCGGCGCUUGUCAUGUGAGGCGCCAUUGCCAGCACUGGCUGAGCAUACACGAGGAACAGCUUUGUGGCACAGGAGUGGGUGAGAUCACAGAGCAGGUGAUCUGCGACACCAUGGCUCGGCUUUUGCUUCUCAACAACAACAACGCUGGCUGUCAGAUCAAGGAGCUGGACAUCUUCAGCGAGGUGUGGUUUGAGAUUUUGGACAUCAACCGUGACGGCCGUAUUUCCGAGGGUGACAUGUGGAUUCUGUACAAGUGUAUGGGGGUAAAAAACCUGACAAAGGUGGGGGAGCUCUUCCGGGAACUUGACCUAGAUAGUGACCAUCACCUAACGAGGGAGGAAGUUCGAGUGGGCUACAGACAGUACUUCUUCGGGGAGCAGCGUCAAGAUUUUCAGUCGGUUGCGCUAUUGUUCGACUUGGCUGGUCUGCAGCAGGGUGGUGCGGUGUGUGUGACAUGA